AUGAAGGCCGCAAAUCCGCAGCAGCUCUACAUUUGCCUGUCUCGUAUGCAUCACAUCGUCAAUCCAAAGAAGUUCCGUCGUCUAAGACGAGAAGCUGAAGCUAACGACGUGUUCGGUCUUACAGGAUAUCCCGGUGUUGUUAUCGUAGAAGGGUCACAACGCGGCGUGGAGGGAUUUCUCAGAGGCGCAAGAGGCCUUCGUUACUUAGAAUUCCACCACCUCUCAACAGAACCUGCAUUCCCUCGCGUAACAUCUCGACCCUCCCUGGCCGACUCCUCUGGAACAGAUAUGACAUCUACACCCAGGAUUAUGGCUGAUCUAAUUCCAGGGGCUAGGUCCGGGCUUCACGAAGUGGCAAGUAUGAAGGAGAUGGUGGAGUCAAUGGAUACUAUCGGGAGGAAAGCCUGGUUCAGGGAGGCUAUGGGCAUGAGUGGGAGUUGA
This is a messenger RNA of Stereum hirsutum FP-91666 SS1, 441 nucleotides long. RefSeq lists its product as uncharacterized. The transcript has 4 exons. The coding region runs from base 1 to 441 and encodes 146 amino acids. Lineage: Eukaryota; Fungi; Basidiomycota; Agaricomycetes; Russulales; Stereaceae. The record is from RefSeq and is a predicted model, not a curated record.